CAUUUAUAAAUCAUCUAUAGUUCACUUCUUCUCUAAGCAUCAACAACCCACAAAUCAAUAUUCAGAGUGCAAGUCUUGCUUGGUGACUUCAGGAUGUCGAACGAAGCUUUACAAAGUCUAAGUCUGAAGGUGCUGGUGGAAAAAGAGAAAACUCUAGUUGUUUUUGCCGAGUCCAAUGAGGAUUUUGUUGAUGUUCUCUUCAGCUUCAUGACUAUGCCGAUUGGAACCAUUAUCAGACUUGGCCACGAACACUCGCUAGAAGUGGACUUUGGUUGUUUGAACAACUUAUAUGAAAGUGUUGAGAAUCUUGAUGAGGAACUUCUACAAAGUGUAAAGUGCAAGGACUUGCUGCUUUGUCCUCGAAGUGCUGCUGAAAUUUACUGCAGGAACCUAAAAUUUAAUUUUGUUAAUAGUGAUACUAAUGUGUACUAUGCCUGCAGAGACGGUCACUAUCUUGGUCCUUACUUCAAUGCUCGUUGUGAUUGUGGACAGUCCAUUUGUUACGCGUAUAAAAUCAAUGAUUUUGAACGCACCGCAUCUCAAAAAUCUCACCGGAUUGAGACUAAAAAUAGUUUUAUGGACCCGAUCCUCUCAGUUGACAGGGAUUCUGGGUCUGGGUCCCUGUCAGAUGACGGGGAUUUUGGGUUUGUGAGACGUACCGCAAGGCAGCCCCAUCUGGUUCUGCCCCGGUCUCUGGUUCCGCCCGUGUCUCUACCUCAAGGUGGAGGGGUGUUUGUGAAACCUACCGCGAGGUUUUUGAUAACUGAUGACUUUCAUGUAAAGCCCAUGUCUACUAUGACAGGCUUGACCCUGCUUAGUAAGUUAGGAGCUACUGAUAGAAGCACAAGAGAAGAAAGGGCUAUAAGCAUAGGAAGGGAUAAGGUAGUGAAAUUGCUCAUGCGAUCAUUAACAUCAAGGGCACCCUUCUCGGAGACCAUCCUGGAACCAGACGUUGACAGAAGAAAUUUUGGCAGUUUCGACAAAAGAUAUGGUCCACGAAGCAUGAAUCAAUCUCAAAGGGCUGUUGACGCAACAAAAAAUGAAACAAAUAUAACUUUUAAGCUCAUCGUCCACAAAUCUAAUAACAGGGCAUUGUUUGUAGAAGCAAAAGAGGAUUUUGUUGAUCUUAUUGGCAGUUUCCUAACAUUUCCACUUGGUUAUGUCUUUGAAAAAUUUUCAUGCUUGUCCUUGAGGGGAUGCUUGGGUAAUCUGUACAAGAGCAUCCAAGAUCUUGAUUGUGAGAGAUUCUUAAAAUCUGAGGACAUGAAGGCCAAAUUGGUCAAUCCAAAGCUGCCCCCUGGUCUUGUUUUGGAUAAGCAGCUCAUUCCCAUCAAGGAAGCUUCAUAUCCAUCUUUGUCUACUGCUAAAUCCCUUUUGGUUUGCUCUUCCUUGUCUUCCCACAAAGGGGAAAAAAUAAUUGGCAAGGGAUUCAUUAGGGGACCUUCGAACUUCAUGGUGACAGACGAUUUGACCAUAACGCCUUUAUCUCCAAUCUCAGGCAUAUCUUUUAUCGACAGAUUGAAUAUCCCUCACAGUGACAUUUUUGAGCAAGAAAUGACCAUGGGUGAAGAGGAGGCCUUGCGUCUAUUGGAGGCUGCUUUGGUGUCGAAAACUGCUUUGACUGACACUUUCAUACUUACGGAAUCAAAGCUGAAGCUCUAUGGGAAUUCACACAUGAUUGGAAAAGAAACUCUACAACAAUGCAAUGUUGAAUGAACCUGGUGUCAAAUAUUUUUUUUUUAAUGUCAUCUAUGUCAAUUGCUUUCUUUGUAUUUUUAGUGUUUGUAUAUGUUCUCAACUAUUGACUCAAAUAUCAGUUAAUAUCAGUUGUAAUAAAGCUAUGCUGUUUUGUUUUGGUCACAAUUGUGGUAGU
Cornus florida is the source of this 1873-nucleotide messenger RNA. RefSeq lists its product as uncharacterized. Bases 94 to 1716 code for a protein of 540 amino acids. NCBI's taxonomy places the organism in Eukaryota, Viridiplantae, Streptophyta, Magnoliopsida, Cornales, Cornaceae. The transcript has 6 exons. The record is from RefSeq and is a predicted model, not a curated record.